This is a messenger RNA of Leopardus geoffroyi (Geoffroy's cat), 3113 nucleotides long. RefSeq names its product coagulation factor XI (gene F11). The coding region runs from base 1098 to 2792 and encodes 564 amino acids. Gene Ontology annotation, cellular component: extracellular region. Gene Ontology annotation, biological process: proteolysis. The record is from RefSeq and is a predicted model, not a curated record. NCBI's taxonomy places the organism in Eukaryota, Metazoa, Chordata, Mammalia, Carnivora, Felidae. The transcript is spliced from 15 exons. Gene Ontology annotation, molecular function: protein binding; serine-type endopeptidase activity.
GUCAGUGUGGUGAAGGGCAGCCGUGGUUACCAGGCAUCCCAGUGUGAGGGGCCAGUUGCUAAGCCACACAAAUUCAAGUUCUCUCUCAGUCUCUCUGGGGGGAAGUUUUGAAAAAUACACGGUGAAAUAAGACCAAAAGAUGUAUUGCCUUGAAAGAGCGAGCAACUGGACCACUUUUGAUACGCCGAGAUUUUGAGAGCUCUCGCAGACACUGCUGUAGGAAAAGACACCGUUACACAACAUCGGGAAUCGGGAAAAGUAAAUAUUAAAGUUGAGUGAACGUGUCCUGCCCAGGCUCAUUUAGAGGAGGAUGAAGACCAUUUUGGAAGAAGAGAAACCCUCAUGUUGAGAAGGUGGCAAACAGGCAAACAAAAUAUUUUCAGGAUGAUUUUAUUAUACCGAGUGGUACAUUUCAUUUUCUUUGCCUCCGUUUCCAGUGCUGGAAUGGGAAUUCAGAUAUUUUUCUGAGAAUCUACAGUUCCUGUUCCUAAACUGGCCCAUUUUAAAUAGUGAGGUGAUACAGUGUAUCACAGCCAGGGCCAUCAAACACUAUUGAAAAACCACCACUCUGGAUCCUUUGUUUCAUGUAAACAAGGAGUUUUGACGAACAAGCAACAGGAAAAGGGAAAAGCAGGCGGCCCGUUCCAGACUUGGAUGUGACCCUAAGGAACAUCUUUGGCCAGGAAAGCUCUGAGAAACUAUUCAGUUACCCGCAAAGCACCCUCAUCUCCAAGAUAAUCCCUCAGAAGCACAGUUCCAUCGAGGCAAAUGUGCCAUUUUGCGAUUUCUUUUUCUGUCUGAGGCUGCUCAUCCAAUCAACCAACAUCAAAGGGUUGAUUGCUCUGAUUUCCAAGUUCAGGCGCAUUUCCUGGGAAGUAGACCUACUUCGCUUGCCUUUGUGAGAUUAUUAUUUAAUUCGAUACGUGCAACUAAAGCCCCCAAUAAUUCAUGCCACGUAUUACAUCACAGAAUGUGUGACUAAGCUGUUCACAGAUACCGGCUUUCAAGGAGGAGACGUGACUACCGUUUUCACGCCAAGCGCCAACCACUGUCAGCUUAUCUGCACCCACCAUCCGAGAUGUCUGCUUUUCACCUUCAUGGCUGAAUCGUCGUCGGAAGAUCCUACCAGAUGGUUUACUUGUAUCCUGAAAGACAGUGUAACAGAAACACUGCCAAGGGUGAAUAUGACAGGAGCAAUUUCUGGAUAUUCUUUCAAGCAAUGCCCACAUCGAAUAAGUGCUUGCCACAGGAAUUUGUACGUGGACCUGGACAUGAAGGGCAUGAACUAUAAUAGCUUGAUGACCAGGGAUGCCCAGGAAUGCCAAGAGAGAUGCACAAAUGAUGUGCACUGUCACUUUUUCACAUAUGCAACGAAGCAGUUUCCAAGCACGGAGCAUCGAAACAUUUGUCUGCUGAAGUACACCCACAUGGGGACACCAACCAGAAUAAUGAAGCUCACUAAAGUGGUGUCUGGAUUUUCACUGAAAUCCUGUGCGCUUUCUAAGCUGGCUUGUAUCAGGGACAUUUUCCCUAGUACGGCAUUUGCAGACAGUAACAUCGACAGUGUCAUGGCUCCGGAUGUCUUUGUCUGUCGCCGCAUUUGUACUCACCACCCCAGUUGUUUGUUUUUUACCUUCCUUUCUCAAGAAUGGCCAAAAGGAUCUGAAAGAAAUCUUUGUCUCCUAAAAACAUCUGAAAGUGGAUUACCGAGUACACGCAUUAAGAAGGACAAAGCUCUUUCUGGUUUCAGUCUGCAAACCUGCAGGCACAGUGUCCCAGUGUUCUGUCAUUCCUCAUUUUACCACGACACUGAUUUCUUGGGAGAAGAACUGGACAUUGUUGACGCGGAAGGGCACGAAGCCUGCCAGAAAAUGUGUACCGACUCCAUCCGCUGCCAGUUUUUUACCUAUUCGCCAUCUCCAGAAUCUUGCAACGGAGGGAAGGGUAAAUGUUACUUGAAACUCUCUGCAAAUGGGUCUCCAACGAAAAUACUUCAUGGGAGAGGAGGCGUCUCUGGAUAUACAUUAAGGUUAUGUAAAAUGGAUAACGUGUGUACGACCAAAAUCAAGCCCAGAAUUGUUGGAGGAGAGGCAUCUGUUCAUGGUGAGUGGCCAUGGCAGAUAACUCUGCACAUCACAUCACCUGCCCAGAGACACCUGUGUGGAGGCUCCAUCAUUGGAAACCAGUGGAUACUAACAGCUGCUCACUGUUUGAUUGGGUUAGAGUCACCUAAGAUCUUGCGUGUCUAUAGUGGCAUUUUAAAUCAAUCAGAAGUUAAAAAGGACACAGCUUUCUUUGGGGUUCAAGAAAUAAUAAUUCAUGAUCAAUACGAAAUGGCAGAAAGUGGGUAUGAUAUUGCCUUGUUGAAACUGGAAACGGCAAUGAAUUACACAGAUGCUCAGAGACCCAUAUGUCUGCCUUCCAAAGGAGAUCGAAGUAUAAUAUAUGCUGAGUGCUGGGUGACUGGAUGGGGGUACAGAAAAUUAGGAGACAAAAUACAAAAUACUCUCCAAAAAGCUAACGUACCCUUGGUGACAACCGAAGAGUGCCAGACAAGAUACAGAGGGCACAAAAUCACCAAUAAGAUGCUCUGUGCAGGCUACCGAGAAGGAGGGAAGGAUGCUUGUAAGGGAGACUCGGGGGGCCCCCUGUCCUGUAAACACAACGACGUCUGGCACUUGGUGGGCAUCACCAGCUGGGGAGAAGGCUGCGGUCAGAGGGAACGGCCGGGGGUUUACACCAAUGUGGUUGAGUACGUGGACUGGAUUUUGGAGAAAACUCAAGCGGUGUGAAAGAGUCCCCAGAUGUCAUGUGACCCCUGAAAGGCAAACCAGAGUCUUCCCGGGAGGAGGGUUUUGAUUUGACUGAAGAAGACAGACACCGCGCCGCCAUGUUCCUCCGCGGGAUCCAGUGUCAAGACAGUAAGGCGUUGAGGGGCCUUGGUAUUUGUGAGCCACACGUCAAAAGACACAAGCUGUCAUUUCCGCAAUUCCCAUUGUAUGAUAAUCAUAGUUUGUUUUCAGCAUCCAGUCUCUUGCCUUUUGAUCACACCUUACUGAGCCAAAGAAAUCCGUUUUUUAAGAUUUUUUAAGAUUAAAGGAUUGCCAGAUAUA